GGAGAGAGAGAGGCUAAGCUGACUACAGCUGUGGGGCCCUUCAGCCCGCCCAGGGGCAAGACCCAGGUGAGGCCUGGACAGGUGUGUAGCGUGGCCGGCUUGGGGAAAGUCUCAAUGGGCAUUUUAGCAACCACUCUGCAGGAAGUGAAGCUGACCGUGCAGAAGGAUGAGAUGUGUGAUUCCUGCCUCCUUGGCUAUUACAACGGGGCCACGCAGAUUUGUGUAGGGGAAGCAAAGAAGAUUAAGACUGGCUCUGAGGGGGACUCUGGGGGCCCCCUUGUCUGUGAAAAUGUGCUCCAGGGCAUUUCCUCCUAUGGACAAGAGAGUGAGACCCCUCCAGGAGUCUUCAUGAAGGUGUCACCCUACCUUCCCUGGAUAAAGAGAAUAAUGAAGCGCUGCUCAUAGCAGGUGUGAGGCUGACCUUCCUCUGUGCCUGACCAUCUUUCCUGGGGCAGAGACAGGACUCCCAUGGGGCGGGCAGUGGGACUGAGGGGCCGUAAUAAAUGGAUCUCUAGCGAG
Equus caballus (horse) is the source of this 519-nucleotide messenger RNA. Lineage: Eukaryota; Metazoa; Chordata; Mammalia; Perissodactyla; Equidae. The record is from RefSeq and is a predicted model, not a curated record.